Molecule: messenger RNA, 501 nt
Organism: Oikopleura dioica
Lineage: Eukaryota; Metazoa; Chordata; Appendicularia; Copelata; Oikopleuridae
Source: the annotation of a GenBank genome assembly
AUGGAACUUCUAUCCCCAAUUCGGGAGUCCAGCUCUCUUCCAACAAACGCCAAGAUCGUCAGAUUGAAGCGCCUCUCCGACGCGACCCAGUUUACACCAACCAAGAGCAUUUCCAGAUCGCACAUCCGAAGACGAACCAUCCAGUUUGCCAUCCCGUCUCCUGUCAUCAGAGAAGCACCAUCAUUCAAGUGCGAUUACUGCGAGAAGAAGUUCUUCCACCGCACUGCUCUUUUGAUCCACAUCGAAUCACAUGACCAGACACUUCCGAAAACGAAGAAGGUUCAAAAAUCCACCUCGCUCAAUUCCAUCAAGGUCAAUUCAAAAAGCUUCUUCGAGGAAAUUCAAGAAGAUCUUCAGCAAGAAAUGAUCCGCUCAACCCUGGACAAGGUCGAAAAGAACGAAAAUCAAAAGAAAUUCAAGUGCGAAAAAUGUCGAAAGCGCUUUCGAUCUUGGCGAAAGAUGAUCUUCCACAAUCUCAGACGACACAAAAAGGAAGAAUAG